AUGUUCCAUCCUACUCGAGGAGGUGUUCGUGGUGGUAAAGACCAGUUCAGUUGGGAAGAUGUCAAGGAAGAUAAAUAUCGUGAAUACUACCUUGGCCAUUCGUUGAUGGCUCCUGUGGGUCGAUGGCAGAAGGGCAAGGACUUGACAUGGUAUGCAAAGGAUUCCAAAGACGACAAAGCAGAAGCACAUGCACUGGAGCUUGCCAAGAUUAAAGAAGCUGAAGCGGAUGCCAUGGCAGUUGCAUUAGGCGUAAAGAAGAAACGCACCAUUGAAAGCAAUGUCACUGAAGAAGAAUUACGACAUGCCAUUAAACGCAACGAUGAUUCGGAUGAUGAUCCAUUGGAUAAGGUGAACGAGGAAAAAGGAUUGGGCUAUGGCAGAUCCAAUCGUUUGAUACCAGCAGCAGAUCAACCUGUGGAAGUUAUGAAUAAGGGUGGAGCACCUUUGGAUUACAGCAAUGUCGCAGCAACCAGUUCUUCAGCAAUCGGCUAUGAAGAUGAGAUGCACAUUGACAGCCGCAGCAAGGAGAAGAGGAAAAAGAAAUCCAAAAAGCACAAGAAAUCCUCUUCAGAGAAAAAGAAACGUCGUCAUCGUCAUCGAUCGGUAUCACCCGAAAGCGAAGAUGAACAUCGUCGUCAUCAUCGAUAUGAUUCACCACGCCGUCGUCGUCAUCAUCGUCGUGAUUCAGAUAUGGAUCGAGAUACAAGGAGUCGUUCACGUUCAUUAUCACCACGUCGUCGUCAUCGCCAUUCAUCUCGUUUAUCUUCAUAUAUGGAUCGACAUAGAAGCCGCUCACCACCUCGACGACGACAUCGAUCACCAUCCACACCACGUAGAGGACGUUCUAGACGCCCACGUAGUUUCAGUCGUUCACCAUCACCUGUUGACAGAAAAAGUCAUCGUCGUUCACCAUCCACACCUCGACAAAGAGCAUCGAGCCGUUCUAUGAGCCCACCAAGGAAAAGAUCACAUCCUCACAGAGAUAGAUCACAUCCUCCACCACCUCCACCAUCCCAUGAAUCCAAGCGAGAAAAAAGCCGUUCACCUUCACCCUACACUAGACGUGCCAUGUUGAGUGGUCGACAAUAG
Molecule: messenger RNA, 1089 nt
Organism: Lichtheimia ornata
Lineage: Eukaryota; Fungi; Mucoromycota; Mucoromycetes; Mucorales; Lichtheimiaceae
Exons: 6
Coding region: 1-1089 (362 amino acids)
Source: RefSeq, a predicted model, not a curated record